This is a messenger RNA of Aureobasidium uvarum, 999 nucleotides long. Lineage: Eukaryota; Fungi; Ascomycota; Dothideomycetes; Dothideales; Saccotheciaceae. The record is from the annotation of a GenBank genome assembly.
AUGUCGUCUUCAUCUACACCAGACCCGUCAACCGAACACAGCUACACCAAGAUGGCCACGGCCGACGUCGAAGCCAUCGGCUCACAUUGUCAGAUGACUUUCUGUCAUCAACUCGACUUUCUGCCCUUCAAGUGCGAGAGCUGCANNAAGGGUGAGUCUCCUCGUACUACAACCAAGCCAUGGCUUCUGACGCGCCUCAGCAAAUACUGUCUGGACCAUCGCUCCGAAACAGCACACUCGUGUCCCAAUGCCGGUGCUUGGGCAAGAGCGCGUGCUGCCCAACAACGAUCCACCUACACCCCCUCGCCCAAGCCGUCCGUUCUCACUCAUGAGUCGCAAUGCUCCGAGCCCUCAUGCAAGACGCUCAUCAACACUGCUCUGGUCCCUGGUGUCGAGUGCGACUCCUGCAAUCGCAGCUACUGCCUCAAGCACCGUCUACGCGAGUCUCACGACUGCGCCAAGCUCGCCCCUGUAGGAGCUCGUGCAAACAAAGAGAAGGGUCUUAAUGCACUGGCCAAGUUGCGUGCCUGGGGCCAGGCCAAGCAGAAGAACAUGACUGCUGCCACAACCUCGACUACCACAAAACCCUCGACCUCAUCCGCGAAACCACUCACCGCUGCCCAGCGUGUACGUGCCACGGCCGAUCUGAAGAAGAAUGCAAAGGGUGACGCCAAAGUACCCGUCGAGAAGCGCAUCUACGUCAACGUCGAGGCCUCUGCCGACACGACAAAGGCCAAACACCCAACCGGCCAGUUCUUCUACUCUCAAGAGUGGAGCAUUGGCAGAAUCCUCGAUCUGGCUGCCACUUCACUGCAAGUCGAGAAUCUCAACAACCGUGUAGAUGGCGAGGCAGACAAGUUACGCGUCUUCCACGUUGAAGGCGGACGACUGCUCGACUUUGGCGAGAAGCUCGGUGCUGCCGUCAAGACUGGAAACACUCUGGUCCUGCUAAGAGGCGUCGGUCCACCCGUCCCGGAUCUUAUCGUGCUUGAUCCGUAG